Cladophialophora bantiana CBS 173.52 is the source of this 2793-nucleotide messenger RNA. RefSeq lists its product as uncharacterized. The record is from RefSeq and is a predicted model, not a curated record. Gene Ontology annotation, biological process: protection from non-homologous end joining at telomere; interstrand cross-link repair; double-strand break repair via nonhomologous end joining. NCBI's taxonomy places the organism in Eukaryota, Fungi, Ascomycota, Eurotiomycetes, Chaetothyriales, Herpotrichiellaceae. Gene Ontology annotation, molecular function: 5'-3' DNA exonuclease activity; damaged DNA binding. The coding region runs from base 1 to 2793 and encodes 930 amino acids. The transcript has a single exon.
AUGUUUCGCAACCCUCGAGAAAAUGUAUCUCUCCCAAUAGACGAGCGAAUCCUGCCUUACGUUGGCCGCGCUCCCUCUCCUCCCGUUUCAGGGCCUCAAUCGAGUCCUUACUUCUCAUUGCCCGCCGGCUACGCAAAAGAGGCUGCAGACCGCUCCACAAAGAAGCGAUAUCCAAUGUCCAAGACUCCAGCCGCUGGUCGCCAGCCCGCCUCCAAGAUCCCUUCAGGGAAGAAGGCCGGGUCUGGUCAGAAUCAGAGCAUCCUCAACUUCUUUGCAAAGUCGGACAGGAAUAAUCUAAACGGACCAAAUGCAAGCACUCCUCCUCCGCUGUUUUUUAAGGAUGUACAGGAAGAGCCCAGGCUGGGUGAGGCAGAUACCCGAUUCCACGAAGACGGCGGGUCUGUCAAGAAGAGGCGGAUCAACGACGAUGACGACUUCGAAGACAUUGUCCGCACACCUUCCCCUAGACUUGAGGGUUGCGCUAGCGAGGCCAUGAAUGAACAGAACCCACAAAACGGGAAUACAGAGCUAAUAAACCAACCCAAGAAGUACAGAGGCGGAUUCCUGGACGACUCAAGCGACGAGGAAGAUAAUGAUUGGACUGCAGCCAUCAAUAGCGCUCCCAAUGACGCCGAUAUCACAGAUAAAGUACGAGAAACCGGGAACAUGGAGUCUUUGGGCGACAUUGACGUCGAUGCAGGAUCCGGUACGACAAAAUUUCCCUCCAAGCAAUCUGACUCGGGCACUGCUUCCAGGAGAAUCCAUUCCGAGGACCAAGAUAGGUAUGAAGAUCCAAAAAUCUCUCGAAGGGAUGUCCCACUCUUGACGCGUGAAGCCACAAACGUUUUCGAGCCUGGAGAAUUCGGCGACGACUUUGAGAACGACGAAUUCUUUGAAGGAGGGGAAGAAUACAUGGAGCGCAGAUGGAUGGAGGAGCAACGAGAGAUGGGGAUGGAAUUUGACGACGAGGACUCAAAGUCGGAGGCUGAAGGCAUUAGGACCCCUCGGAGUGCAGUCGAAAAUGAUGUCCAAAUCGAAGCUGAGGAAACUCAUGGAGUUUCUGUCUGUCCAAUAUGUAAUGGGAGCAUGAGAGCAUUAUCCGAAACUCAGGCGUCGGCUCAUGUCAAUGCCUGCCUUGAUGGCAAUGCUGAACCACUACCAAAAGAGACCGAAUUUAAGACAGCGAUCGAUACUGACGCCUUCAGCGAGCCCGGUGCAGCCGCUUCUGCCUCGAAACGCUUUCAGCGUGCAGCAAUUGCUCGUCCUGCCCAAUCCAAUCCUUUUGCCGUGUCGAAAAAUGCAAAAGGAGGCUCCGCUUUUGCUAGGCUCAUGUCUGGCCAUGCAGAAGACGCUGCUUGGGCUGAAGCCGCUGCUCAUGAGGCGCAGUCUCGUGGGAAACCGGCGUAUCAGCGGACUUGCCCCUUUUAUAAAAUCAUGCCUGGUCUUUACAUCUGUGUCGACGCCUUCCGAUACGGCAAGGUUGAAAAUCAGAAUGCAUACUUUCUCAGUCAUUUCCACAGUGACCACUACAUUGGUCUCACGUCCUCGUGGUGCCAUGGUCCGAUCUACGCCAGCAAAGUCACCUGCAACCUUAUGAUUCAGCAGCUGAAAGUCGAUCCAAAAUGGGUAGUUCCCCUCGAAUUCGAGAAAAAGGUCGAGAUCCCGAACACAAAGGGAGUCUUCGUCACCAUGAUUCCUGCCAACCAUUGUCCUGGCUCGUCGCUCUACCUCUUCGAAAAGGUCAUGGGUAAGAACAAAGAUGGAUCCCCGAAACUGACUCGAAUUCUGCAUUGUGGUGACUUUCGGGCUUGCCCUGCGCAUGUCGCUCAUCCCCUUCUACGGCCUGAUGUUGUUGACGGCGUUAGCGGCCUGACAAAGCAGCAAGUCAUUGACACCUGCUACCUGGACACGACGUAUCUGACCCCAAAAUACGCAUUUCCCAGCCAGCACGACGUCAUUGACGCUUGUGCUCAGAUGUGUGUUAGUCUAUCGAAGGAGAUUGUGGAUGAAAACGACGAUUGGGAGAAAGUCAAAGCCAACCGCGCCGGUAGUACGAUGAAGAAGUUUCUCGAACAGGGCGAAACCAAUAUCAACAAGACAAAUGACGAGGAGACAGAAACGAAACCAAAAAUGAGAGGACGGCUUCUCGUCGUCAUUGGCACCUAUUCGAUUGGCAAGGAGCGGAUCUGCCUAGGAAUCGCCAAAGCGCUGAACUCCAAGAUCUAUGCUCCUCCCUCAAAGAUGCGCAUCUGCUUAUGUCUCGAAGAUCCCGAACUUAACGCCCGACUAACCAACAACCCGCUCGAAGCACAGGUCCACAUGCAAACGUUAAUGGAGAUCCGAGCCGAAACACUGCGCGACUACAUGAUGACCUAUAAAGGCCACUUCGCCCGCGUAGUCGGCUUCCGGCCGACAGGCUGGUCCUAUCGUCCUCCAACGUCACGCUUCACUGAGAACCCCGCCGUCAGUACCGUCCUGCAUUCCGACGGCUGGAAAACGCGAUACACGAUGCAUGACCUGGCUCCUCAGCGUGGAAGCACCCGGGAAUCCAAUUGUUUUGGGGUCCCGUACUCAGAGCACAGCUCCUUUCGAGAGUUGACCAUGUUUUGCUGCGCGCUGCGCAUCAACCGGAUUGUGCCAACGGUGAAUGUGGGCAGUGCGAGGACUAGAGAGAAAAUGAAGGCGUGGAUUGAGAAGUGGGAGGCGGAAAAGAGGAAGAAUGGUUUGUUUACGGUCCAGGCUGAGGCCGAGGGUUGGGGGAGCGGAGAUGGCCAGUUGAGUUACGGAGUGUAA